Molecule: messenger RNA, 842 nt
Organism: Vicugna pacos (alpaca)
Lineage: Eukaryota; Metazoa; Chordata; Mammalia; Artiodactyla; Camelidae
Product: olfactory receptor 2W3-like
Biological process (GO): G protein-coupled receptor signaling pathway
Cellular component (GO): membrane
Molecular function (GO): G protein-coupled receptor activity; olfactory receptor activity
Source: RefSeq, a predicted model, not a curated record
ACCAUCAGCUACACAGGCUGUGCCAUCCAGCUCUUCCUGUUCCUGGGUCUGGGCGGUGUGGAAUGCCUACUCCUGGCAGUCAUGGCAUACGACCGUUUUGUUGCCAUCUGCAAGCCCCUGCACUACAUGGUGGUUAUGAAUCCACGGCUUUGCCUGGGCUUGGUGUUGGUGGCCUGGGGCUGUGGCGUGGCCAACUCGUUGGUCAUGUCCCCAGUCACCCUGCGCUUACCCCGCUGUGGGCACCGCAGCGUGGACCACUUCCUGUGUGAGAUGCCCGCCCUCAUCCGCAUGGCCUGUGUGAACACAGCUGCCAUAGAGGGCACCGUCUUUGUCCUGGCGGUGGGCAUCGUGCUGUCACCCCUUGUGUGUAUCCUGGUCUCCUAUGGCUGCAUCGUGAGGGCUGUGUUACAGAUUCAGUCAGCAUCAGGGCGGCACAAGGCCUUCAACACCUGUGGCUCCCAUCUCACAGUGGUCUCGCUUUUCUAUGGAAACAUCAUUUACAUGUACAUGCAACCCAGAAACAGCUCUUCCCAGGACCAAGGGAAGUUCCUCACCCUCUUCUACAACAUUGUCACCCCGCUUCUGAACCCCCUGAUCUACACCCUCAGAAACAAAGAGGUGAAGGGGGCCCUGAGGAGGCUGCUGCUGCGUGACAGAGAGGGAGGCAAGGAGCAAAAGUGAACGGGCGGGUGAUACAGGCGUCCCUAGCCUGGUCACGAACUCCACCAGGGGCCACGGAUGGCGCUGGGGAUCGUUGGCUCAGAUCUGUGCUUCUUAACUUACAUGCUUUUUUCCCCUGGACUUCUGUGUGACUGUUUUAAUUCCAACAUUAUAUAUUUUCA